CGUAAGGAAGAAGAGGAAGGACACCUUCGAGCUCUUCUGUUCACACGUGCUUUUCCUUCCAGCUAGCUACAGACACGGAGCCAUGGACACUACUACCUUCUCGCCUCAAGUACAAAGCCUCGGCUGGGGCUUCGCAUUGAAGUUUUUCCUAUUCAUGUUCUCCUACUGGUUGUUCUCCAAGAAGAGAGACACUCGCGUCCGGUCACGUUCCCUUCGGUACGCCAAUUGCUUCGCUGCCGGUAUCUUCUUGGGAACCUUGUUUGUCGGUCUCAUGCCUGUCGCCAGAAUCGCCGUUCAGGACGCCCUCGAGUUCAAAAACAUCCACAUCAACUUCCCGGUUGCAGAGUCCCUCAUCCUUUUGGGCUUCUACCUGACUUUGCUCCUGGAGCAAUACAUGCUGCCUUACAGGGACGUUGACGAACUCGUCAAGACCGGGCCGUUGGAGUCCGGAGACUUGUCCGAGAAGGGUUCGUCUGCUAACCUCUUGCAAGAUGCGGGUGACGGCGGCGACUGUGGUUAUGCUUGUCAGGACUCUGCCAUACGCUUGGCAAACUUGGCGAAGAGAGAGAGUGCAUUGAGACUCAUGUUCCUCGUGGGUUGCGUGUGCGUCCAUUCCGUCCUGGAAGGUGUCACGGUUGGACUGCAGACAAAUCCAGCUGUGUUAUGGCGACUGCUCAUUGCAGUGUAUCUGCACGAGGCGAUCAUGACUGUUGCCGUGGCUGUCAGCAUUGGGAAGAGCGACGUACAGCCAAGAAGAGCGGUGAAGCUUGGCUUGCUUGUUGCAGCGACGAUUCCAGCUGGACAGGUCAUUGGCCUGACGUUGGGAAACGAGGUUGGAAUUGCCUCGAGAGCCGUUAUUCAGGCCCUGGCGACCGGCACGUUCUUCGAGGUCGUCUUCGUCGAAGUGCUCCCAUCCGAACUUCGAGACGGCAACAACGGGCUCUCAGGAAUACUGUGUAUGAUCGUCGGGUUUUCCUCCUUCUGCGCAAUCAGCUUUUCAACGACGCAUCUCCACUUGCCUUAUUAAAGGAACGGAUACAACGUC
This is a messenger RNA of Ornithodoros turicata, 1045 nucleotides long. Its product is annotated as zinc transporter ZIP3-like. The coding region runs from base 83 to 1027 and encodes 314 amino acids. Gene Ontology annotation, biological process: zinc ion transmembrane transport. Gene Ontology annotation, cellular component: plasma membrane. The record is from RefSeq and is a predicted model, not a curated record. Gene Ontology annotation, molecular function: zinc ion transmembrane transporter activity. NCBI's taxonomy places the organism in Eukaryota, Metazoa, Arthropoda, Arachnida, Ixodida, Argasidae. The transcript has 2 exons.